Molecule: messenger RNA, 2045 nt
Organism: Entelurus aequoreus (snake pipefish)
Lineage: Eukaryota; Metazoa; Chordata; Actinopteri; Syngnathiformes; Syngnathidae
Product: perforin-1-like
Exons: 5
Coding region: 223-1794 (523 amino acids)
Biological process (GO): immune response
Cellular component (GO): membrane attack complex
Source: RefSeq, a predicted model, not a curated record
CACGAAAAGCCCUGACCCAUAAAGUCCCUCCUUGGUGUUUUUCAAACAACGGACCACAGACAAAAGUGAGCCAUCCGCUGGAAUCUCGGCCAGUCUGCAGCUUUAUGUCCAGCACGACCAAAAGUUUAGACAGGCCCUUUGUAGGCUGGCGCCAUCGAGACUUCGGAGGAAUUUCUGCACAGUUUUGUCCAAAGGGAGGAUAAGGCAUAAACUGAGGUAACCAUGCCUGCCAAAGGAUUCCAUACAAGCCGCUUUGUCUUGUGGGCGUUGGCAUUGUCACUCAUUUUGGAGGUCAGCAAGGUUUGGUCCUGUCGACUUGGUUUUUCGACAGAGUGUGAGAAAGCCGCCUUCAUUCCCGGCUACAAUCUCGCCGGGGAGGGUUUUGAUGUGGUCCGUAUGCGUCGGACGGGGGCGUACGUGAUUAACGUCAAAGCUCAUCUGGUUGACAAUCACACGUGCACACUGUGUCCGAACCGCUUCCACGAUGGACAGAUUCAGAAGCUCCCAGCUGCUGUGCUUGACUGGCGUCCUUUCAGCCGCUGUAGCAAGCAGCUUUCCAGUGCCCUCCACCACUCGGUGGAUUCACUUCUGCGCAGCUCGAGCUCGCUGGUAAACAACAACUGGGGCGUAGGUUUGAGCCUUGAUAACAUCGGAAAGGCAGUGCUGGGAGGGAGUCGCUCAGAGAUGGCCAAAUUUGCUCGCUCGCAGCACAGCGUGGACAAGGCCACAUUUGCCAUCCAUGAAAUCAGUUGCACUUACUACAGCUAUAGGGUGGCUGACCACCCCCAGCUGAGCGCAGAGUUCACAAAACAUCUGAGGAGACUCCCACAAAGUCUUAAUACAACCCGGAGCAGAGCCCUGUACAGACGGCUGAUCGACACCUACGGCACACACUACAUACACCAGGUUCAACUUGGUGGCAAGGUUAGGCGAAUCACGGCUUUCAGAACCUGCCUUGCCACACUGAAGGGCUUUUCCGAGUCGGAGAUCAAAAACUGCCUGAAUGCUGAACUGCGCAUGGCCUUAGGUUUCCUCCCUGCUAAUGCAUCUUUCUCCAACAAAUGCGAUGACGUCUUAAAGGGCAAUAUGAGUAUGGGCUUCUAUCAGGGUUUCAUGACCCAUAAGAUUGAGGUUUUUGGAGGGGAGAAGUACUUUCCGGACAUCCUUUACCAGCAGGACCCUUCCGAUGCCUAUCACAGUUGGAUGAACAGCCUCCAAAACAACCCAGAUGUGGUAUCCUACGGGAUUUUCCCCUUGCACCACCUAGUGGAGGACUCUCAGAUCAGCGCUAACCUAAGAGCGAUUAUCUCGGAAUACAUCCAGGAAAACAAGCUACAGGAGGAUCACUUUGGCUUCAAGAACUGUUCCCCGACUCCCAACCUGGACCACAACUGCUGUCCUCUGCGGGCUGGCCGAGGGACACUCAAACUGGAAAUCCACAGAGCGGCAGGCCUCAGAGCAGACACCUUCACCAAAACAGAUGCUUAUGUGAAGAUUUUCUACAACGGCAUGUACGAGGAGACGGAGACAGUGAUGGACAACAACGACCCCGUGUGGAACACCACCUACUACUUUGGCUCGGUGGAGCUUGGGCGGGAGUUGAGGUUUGAAGUGUGGGAUAGAGAUGUUCUGUACAACGAUGUGGCGGGCAGAUGCCUUAUCUUUCCUGAGCGAGGAACUCAUUCUCUCAGCUGUCAGCUGAAAAAAGGUGUUUUAUAUUUUUCCUACACCAUUACAUGUGAUGCUCACUUGACAGGCUUCAGGUGUGGACGCUACUCCCCCAAUGCAGAGUAGUUGACUUGGUACUUUCUUCUUGAAGUAGUCCAUUGAGCUAAUGUGUUUACUUGGAAUUGAAAAAAACGUAUACUUACCUUAUAUGGGUUUGUUAUCCAUACUUAUUCCUACAAUGGAUUUUUUUAAAGUUACUUUCAUAUCCUGUAAAUUCGACUCACUUUGACAAUAACACGUACAAGCUUAUAGAGCAAUAUAAAAUGAUUAGGAAUGCCUAAAUUGUCUUCACUAAUUACAAUAAAUCUCUUAUGGAA